CAUGACGCAGAGUGAAGUUAUCAACUGGGAUAUUUCUGGUAAAACUGAAAGCAAGAAAAAGCAAGGUGCACACUUCAGGAAGUACCAGCCCCCGUGGGACUGUUGGAGGCCUUGGGGGGACUUGGGUGCCAUUCCCCAGUGACAGACAGAUGGAUGGACCUUCCUUCUGAAAGAAAGGAGGACACAUGCUGGCAAAUCAACCUCAAACCCAAGAUCACUUGUGAAGAAAUCAUAAAGGGGAACAUACACACAAAACCUAGAGGGAAAGAGCGAAAAAGCGAGAAGGGCAGGAAUCGAGGCAGACCUGUCGCUUCAGCAGCUACUCACCUGAAGCGGGAGCAAAAUGUCCCUGAAGUUGCCGAGGAACUGGGAUUUCAACCUGAAAGUGGAGCCUGGGAAAAUAGCUCGGUCCCGGAGUGUGAUGACCGGCGAGCAGAUGGCCGCCCUCCACCAGCCGUCUGCCCCCAACCCGCUGGAGAGGCCCAUCAAGAUGGGCUGGCUCAAGAAGCAGAGGUCCAUCGUGAAGAACUGGCAGCAGAGAUACUUCGUGCUGAGGGCGCAGCAGCUCUACUACUAUAAGGACGAAGAGGAGGCGAAGCCACAGGGUUGCAUGUAUCUACCAGGAAGUACGAUCAAGGAGAUCGCCACAAACCCAGAAGAGGCGGGGAAGUUUGUCUUUGAAGUCAUUCCAGCCUCAUGGGACCAGAGUCGCACAGGACAGGACUCCUAUGUCCUCAUGGCCAGCUCUCAGGCGGAGAUGGAGGAGUGGGUUAAAUUCCUUAGGAGAGUCGCUGGCACGCCCUCUGGAGCCGUGUUUGGCCAGCGUUUGGAUGAGACUGUGGCCUAUGAGCAGAAAUUUGGCCCCCACCUGGUGCCCAUCCUGGUGGAGAAGUGUGCAGAGUUCAUCCUCCAGCACGGCCUGAAUGAAGAGGGCAUCUUCCGACUGCCUGGGCAGGACAACCUGGUGAAGCAGCUCAGAGAUGCUUUUGAUGCCGGGGAGCGGCCCUCCUUUGACAGAGAGACAGACGUGCACACAGUGGCCUCCCUGUUAAAGCUCUAUCUCCGAGACCUCCCGGAGCCUGUGGUUCCCUGGAACCAGUAUGAGGGGUUCCUGCUCUGCGGGCAGCUCAUGAAUGCAGAUGAGGCAAAGGCUCAGCAGGAGUUGGGGAAGCAGCUGUCCAUCCUUCCUCGAGACAACUAUAGCCUCCUGAGUUACAUAUGCAGGUUCCUGCAUGAAAUCCAGCUCAACUGCGGUGUUAACAAGAUGAGCGUGGAUAACCUGGCUACCGUGAUUGGUGUGAAUCUCAUCAGGUCGAAGGUCGAAGACCCUGCUGUGAUCAUGAGAGGGACUCCUCAAAUCCAAAGAGUGAUGACCAUGAUGAUCAGAGACCAUGAAGUUCUCUUCCCCAAGUCCAAGGAUGCCCCCCUUUCGCCCCCUGCUCAGAAAAAUGACCCUAAGAAACCUCCAGUAGCUCGAAGCUCUGUGGGCUGGGAUGCCACUGAAGACCCUCCAAUUUCUAGGACAGACAGCUUCAGUAACAUGACCAGCGACUCGGACACAACCAGCCCCACUGGACAACGGCCGAGUGAUGGGUGUCUGGAGGAGAGCAGUAAAACCCCCAGGGAAAAGGUAGGUGAUUGGAAGCUGCAGUCACGAAAAAGGACUCAGACACUCCCUAAUCGGAAAUGCUUCUUGACGUCAGUGUUUCAAGGUGCCAACAGCAGCAAAGUGGAGAUCUUUAAAAAUGAGUUCUGGUCACCUUCGGAGGUAAAGGCCGAGGAAGGGCACAGGAGAACGAUGUCUCAAGGUGUGCCUCACUGUCCCGACUCCCAGCGGACUUCCACCUAUGACAAUGUCCCUGCCCCGCCCGGGGCCCCCGGGGAGGAGGCAGCUACCGUCUCUUCCCAUGCCUGUGACUCCAAGAGAGAAACUCUUGCCAGCCCUAACUCUGAAACCGGGCAUGGAAAAAAGAACUCUGGAGAAGAGGAACUUGAAUCCUUGCAGAGGGUGGUCCAGGAGCUGCGAAAGGAAAUAGAGACACAGAAGCAAACAUAUGAGGAACAGAUUAAAACCCUUGAGAAGGAAAAUUAUGAUGUCUGGGCCAAGGUGGUGAGGCUCAAUGAAGAACUGGAGAAGGAGAAGAAGAAAUUUGCAGCCUUGGAAAUCAGCCUCCGCAAUGUGGAGCGCUCCCGGGAGGAUGUUGAGAGGAGGAACAAGGCCCUGGAAGAAGAAGUCAAAGAAUUUGUCAAAUCGAUGAAAGAGCCCAAAGCUGAUGCUUGAGGGUUCCAAGCAUACCAUGAAGACAGCCCACAGAGGCUCACCCAACACAUUCCCUUUCUCGGUGCUACCUGAUGACUGAGAAGCAAAAUUACUCCCUAGGAGGGAGAAGACAUUUAGGGGGAAACAUAGCUUUUCCCAGUAAAAUAAAUCAAUGGAAUUUGCAGGAAGAUGAGGGUGAGCAGGGACAUGUGGGGACAUUUAUGACCCCUGUGGCUGUAUUCAAAAGGAUUGCAUUAUUCCACCGUGAUCUCAGGCCGAGCUAAAUGGAACCUUCCAUGGCUGGGUGUCUAAGUCCAAUGGAGACAUUUGAAACAGGCCACAUCCCAGGACCCUGGCAACAGGCUGGCCCCCACCAAGGCUGGACUGAGGCAUUAGUUCUUUUUUUUUUUUUCUUUGUGGAAUAAUUCAUCUAGUCAGAUGGCCUCAUGGUGUCCUUGAGACACAGGGGCAGAAAAUGAUAUUUAGCUUUCUUGUACUCGCCUGUGGUGAGCUGUGUUUUGGGGGGACCGCACCUGCUGACCAGAGCCCCAUUCCGUAACCCCCUUCCAUGAUGCACACUCUCCCUGGAAACUCAAAAUUAUUAUUAGACUAAGACAAAACAAGCAAUAAACUUUGUAUUUAUGAAGGCAAAAUUGAUAAGAAAGGCAUAUACAAAUAAAGCAGAAAGAAAGAAAGAAAAAGAAAGAAAGAAAGAAAGAGAGAGAGAAAGAAAGAUAGGCAGAGCAGUUGGUAAUACUUACAGAUACCUUGGUGAGCCUUAGUGAAAAGUGCCCCUUCCUUGAGACAGAUGCACUCCUUUCCUGGCACGUGGCAUGGUGAGCAGGGUCUGCGCUGGGUUCCAGUCCCGACCUGCCUUUCCAUGGCCACAGUUGUAUACAGUGGACCUGUGACAGAGGCCUUCUCACCAUGAUGGGACGUCCUUAGAGGUUGGGUGGGGGUUUAGAUAGUAAUAGUCACGAUAAUAUUUUUUUCUGUUACACCAAAAUGUAAGUGAUUUCACUCCUGAAAGGAACCAGAAGCACUAGGGAACAGCGGGGAGGGGAGCCUUCCCAGCAGACAGCUGACUUGUCCUCCUACAUUAAGGCAGUCUAGCAGAGGGCCCUGGUGAGACCCCACACCUCGCUAGGUGGGAAAGUGGACUCUUUCGUGGUGACUGUCAUUGUCCUCAGCAGGUGGUCUCCAAGCUCUUUUGACUAUGUACCCCAUCAGUAGAAAAUACUGAUGUAGAAAUACACCCCCCAAUAGAUUUCUUUACUUAUAAAUUAUAUACAUGUACUACUACAUUGCUAUAUCAUAUAUAUCCUAAAACACACACAGGACAGACAUUGAGUAAGGAUGAGCCCUAAACACAUAUAAAUAGAUGUUCUCCAAGGUGCCUUCUGCUCUGGAGGCCACUGGCCCGAUUUCCCAGCAGGUGUUACCUGUGCUUGUUUUACAGAGGUCGCACUGCUUCCACGCAUUUACUUGAACUCUUGAAGCCACCUGGCUUCCUCAGAGAUUUGAGAUCGAUGGUCACCGUGGUGAGAGUUGAGGCCUCCCAGCACAUGUUUCCAUCAUUUUUCCUUUUUCUCCUUUCAUUUUCUCACUUUUUCUCCUCUUCUCUUUGUUUUCGUCCCUCUGGUUAUUUCCCCGCUGUGUGUGGCCUUGACACAUUACCCACAGAGCAAAAGGUACCGACCGGAGGGUGAGUGUGGCUCAGUCCUGCUACUCAGGUCCUGCUGCAGCCACCACCAGCCACCAGACUGCUGGAGGGAGGGGGUGAGACCCAGCACAUUCUCUUAGAGACCUGCUUACAGAAGCCUGGGGGUGUGGGAGGGGGGUGAUUUGGCACACCAUUAAGUAAAGCAAUAAAAUAUUCGAUUUCCUGGGGUUUACUUGUUUUGUAAUUACAGAGUGGCAAGUGUGGAGACACUUGUUGAACACCUAAUUUAGGAGAGUCUGUAGUUCUGCAGGGCAUGGAUUCCUCACACUGACUCUUUAGGCGCUGAAACAGAGUUGAGGAUGCAAGUAGCCGGCUGCAUAAUUCUAAAGGGAACAUUGCUUGAAGGUGCAAAAAGGAGGACCUGAGGUCAGUGUUUGGAGGCUGGUGUUGCCGGACCUUGCUGGGCCUCGGAGCAAGAGCUCGGGCUGAGUAGAAGGGCUGCAUUCGAAUUCCAAGCUCCUCCUGGCCAGGGGAUGCCUCUUGUUCUAUUCCUUCCCCCAAGACUAUGAGCUAACAGAGUGGCUGCUCCAGCCUGGGAAGCUGGAGUGUCCGUUCCUCUUCAUAAUCAAGAGGGGGACCUGGCUGGCGGAAGUUGCCCUGCUUCCUCAUGUGCCACUGUCCAUAGAAGGAGAACACAAGAAACAGGAGUUUUUCUAGUACCCUAGGCCCUGUGAGUGCAAGGAAGGGCCCGUGAAGAUCUGGGGUCUGAUGGCACUGGCCUCAGCGCCCCAGAGGCUACAUGUGAAGUGGACGACAGGGUAGCGCUAGACCUCGUCUGGACCAAGAAGCCAGUCUUUGGAAAGCAGCUCUCAGAGACUGACCUAGGUCAUCAGUGUCCUGUUGGCUCCCACCUUUAGCUCUCCCAGGGGCAAGAUCUACUAGAUCUGCCUUUUUCCAGCCACCUGCCCCCUCUUCACCUCAGCUCUCGUCCACCUGCACAGAUAACGAGAAACUAAAAAAGGUCUGCAACACGCACAUCAAAACCCCUGGCCUUCUUCCCUACCAAAAUUUGUCAUUUGCCUCACAGCCUCAAGUAUGGCACGUGUCAGCUUACUUUUCUGUCAAGUUUGAGGCAGAGCUGAGGGGUUUCUAGUAAGUUUGUGCACCAAUAGGACAUUUUGUAUUAGGGGAUUGGCUGAGAUUUCUGUCUUUGUCCGCUUGGGCUGCUAUAACAAAAUACCACAGACUGGGGGCCUUGUAACAACAGAUAUUUAUUUCUCACAGUUCCAGAUGCUGGGAGUCUGAGAGCGGGGUGGAGCGAGGGCCCCCUUCGGGGUUGCAGACUUCUCGUGUGUCCCCACAUGGUGGAGGGACUUGCAAGCUCUGUGGUGCUUCUUUUCUGUCACUAAUCCCAUUCAUGAGGGCUCCACCCUCCUAAUGCCAUCAUCUCUGGGGGUUAAUAUUUCUACACAUGAAUUGGGGGUGGGCGCGCCACCAUUCAGAGCACAGCAAUUCCCUUUCCAGUGAAUUUUGGUCAGAGUCUGAGGCCUGGAGUGUGACAUUCCUCAAGCAGAGCCUGGGUAGAGGAUGUAAGCACCAGAGAUUUUUGUGGUUGCUGCUCUGAUCAGUUCCUUAAGCCCUGCUUAGCAGCCCAUCCCAUUUAAAAAAGCACAAAGCAGGAGACUCCAAGGCAAGUCAAGGCUGCCGAGAUGGGCGGGAGAGGAGCACCAUACAGCAGCUGUUGGCCGGGUUCCCAGGGCUCAAGACAGGAGGAUGUGCGCACACUGACAUCGUGUAAACUUCCACAUUCCACCGCUUCCUCUGCAGAUACCAUCAGUGGUCAGGCCAUGCGCUCGCCGGGGAGCAGAGAGAUCACUUAGAGGCCGCCCCUGCGAUUCAAAUGAGCUGCCUUUACAAGAAUUGCACACAAGCUUUCAUCCUGCUGGACAAGGCCCCCAAGGGUGGAGGUCUCUCUACUGCUGGAGAAGGUCAGGCUGCCAUUUGGCCGGCAGCACAAGGGCUGGAGCUGGUGGACCCAUGGGUCAGUAGGCUUCCCAGGGUGACUUCAGAUGAGGAAUGAGCAGAGAAUACUAACGCAGAGGUGCAUCUUUCCUCUGAUGCUCGAAAACUAUUUUAGAAUCAUAGAAUAACAGCAUUGGAAAACACCCAUGAGCUUAUCUAAUCUAAGGUGUUCAUUUAAUGGAUAGGGAAACUGAGGCCUGGAGACAAGCUGAAUUGCCAGUGCUCACAUAUCAAUGCCGAAGAGGAUUAAAGUUAGGGGAUUUUUAACCGCUCCUCUAGCCCACUAUCUAGUGAUUCUUGACAUCUGUCCAUGAGUUCUUUCCCCCGGGCCAUGACCAUGGGGUGAAACCCGUUGAGCGUCACUUGCUGAGUAUGUCCAGAAUAGAAAGCCAGGCUCACCUCUUGGUCACAAGCAAGGCUUGGCUAAUAUGAUGCCAUUUUCCACCUACUUUAUAUUACUGAUGCUGUUUUAAGACAGUGGUUCUCAGUCUUGGCUGCACUAUAGAAUUACCUUACGGAGAUUUUUUUUAAAAAUUCUGAUGCUCAAACCCCACCCCAUGUCAACUGAAUCAGAAUUUUGGGGGGUGGAGUCUAAGAACUUUUUUCCUUAAAAAAACUUCCAGUUAAUUCUAAUAUGCAGACAGAAGUGUUAAACAUGGUUCUAAAACUGCUAAGUUUGGCUCAAGUCAUGACUAAUGAUAAUAUUAAAUCUACCUACUCCUUUUUUCUUUUCUUUUUUUUUAAGAUUUUAUUUAUUAGAGAGAGAGAGAGAGCGAGAGCAUGCAGGAGUAAGGGGGUUGGGGGUGGAGGAAG
Zalophus californianus (California sea lion) is the source of this 6758-nucleotide messenger RNA. RefSeq names its product Rho GTPase activating protein 25 (gene ARHGAP25). Gene Ontology annotation, biological process: negative regulation of small GTPase mediated signal transduction; activation of GTPase activity; actin filament organization. NCBI's taxonomy places the organism in Eukaryota, Metazoa, Chordata, Mammalia, Carnivora, Otariidae. The record is from RefSeq and is a predicted model, not a curated record. The transcript has 11 exons. Gene Ontology annotation, cellular component: phagocytic cup. Gene Ontology annotation, molecular function: GTPase activator activity. Bases 344 to 2281 code for a protein of 645 amino acids.